Lotus japonicus is the source of this 2802-nucleotide messenger RNA. RefSeq names its product TPR repeat-containing thioredoxin TTL1. NCBI's taxonomy places the organism in Eukaryota, Viridiplantae, Streptophyta, Magnoliopsida, Fabales, Fabaceae. Gene Ontology annotation, molecular function: protein binding. The record is from RefSeq and is a predicted model, not a curated record. Gene Ontology annotation, cellular component: cytoplasm. Bases 345 to 2366 code for a protein of 673 amino acids. The transcript is spliced from 7 exons.
UCCAAAGUCUGAAAGAAGAGCUAAAGGAGUUUCUUGGAAGCCACUCUUGGAGGCAUUAGCUUUCUACGUGUUUGUGUGUCACUGUGUCUCUAUAUACAUACCCCCAAUUCCAAAUGUCACAACACCCUGCACUGGCCUAGACCACAAGCCUCUCACAUAAUAAUAAACUCAAUUCAUACUCAAGCUACCACUUGAUCAUUUCACUUUCCUAACUUGUCAAUUUUCUUUCAUCUUCUUCGUGUUUGUUUGUGAGUGACUUCAACAUAUCACAGUCAUUUCAUCAGAAACUUCACCUACACUGAUCUCACCACUUCAAGCAGGGUCAAUUUUUCAACUAGUCAUCAAUGGCAGGGAAAAUCAAGAACAAGUUGGAGGUUGAAUUGGGCUGCAGUUUCAUGGCAAGAUUUUUCAACCUCAAAAACAAUAAGCUAAGAAAAUCCUCUGUUCAUUCACUACCCAUGAAGGCUAGCAACAACAACAGCAUCAUCAUUCCACAGCACAAAGAACAAGGCAAAAACGAUGCCAAGAGGCCUCAAAUUCUUGAACCAAACAAGGUUCAAAAUCCAAUUCCAACAGAGCCUCAUUCAUCCAGAAAGAGUACUUCUAGUUCUGCAUACCGAAAUUCGAGACCUUCAGAUGCUGCAAGAAGCUCAAUUCAACAGAGCCAGGACUCAAGCGAAGAAAGCAACCAUAAUCUGCAACUUGCUAGGAUAAGCACUAGUCACCAGCCGCAGAGAGAAACCAACGAGGGAAAAUCCCCAGCCUUGAAAAUCACUGGGAACUUGCUUAUGAAUAACAGUCCAAGAAAUAGUGUUACCAAAAGUCAGGAUUGUGCUGCCAAGAAUAAAGAAUUGAACACUUUGUCAAGUUCUUAUCGCAGUAAUGGUGUGAUGGGGAAUAUUAUGAGGAAGGGCGGGGAUGAGGUUGCACAAUUUCGAAGUCCGAGGACAGGAAGAGGAGCAGACCCUGAGGUGUUGAAGCACAUGGGAAAUGAAGCAUACAAGCAGGGAAGGUUUGGAGAAGCUUUGGCUUUGUAUGACAGAGCAAUUGCUCUUGAUUCUAACAAGGCAACGUAUCAUUGCAACAAGAGUGCGGCUUUGAUUGGCUUAGGACGGUUCGUGCAGGCGAUUGUUGAAUGUGAGGAAGCUAUCAGGCUUGAACCUUCAUAUGGCAGAGCUCAUAGCCGUUUGGCUACUAUAUAUUUCAGAUUGGGAGAUGCAGAAAAGUCACUGAAUUGCAAUCAUGAAACCCCAUAUGUUGAUUCUGUACUCACUUUCAAAGCUGAGGCUCUUCAAAAUCACCUUAACAAAUGCACUGAAGCCAGGAACAUUAAAGACUGGAAGGUUAUACUAAAGGAAACACAGUCUGCAAUGUCCUUAGGUGCUGAUUCUGCUCCACUGGUUUAUGCUUUGCAAACUGAAGCCUUGUUGAAGCUUCAAAGAUAUCAAGAGGCAUUUGCUAACUACGAGAAAAUGCCAAAAUAUGACCUUGAUUGGUGUAACAAAUUAUUUGGUGUGGCUCCCAGCGCUUACAUUUUGAUGACAGGAGCACAAGUUUACUUGGCAGCCGGAAGAUUUGAGGAAGCUGUGACAGCAUCUCAAAAAGCAGCUAAACUUGAUCCGAACAGCAGCGAGGUGAAUGCAGUGGUAAGGAGGGCUAGAGCAGUUACAUCGGCCAGAAUGAGCGGUAACUUGCUCUUCAAGGCAUCAAAAUUCACGGAAGCGUGCGCGGUAUACAAUGAAGGACUAGAACAUGAUUCCUACAACUCAGUUCUGCUAUGUAACAGAGCAGCAUGUCGCUCCAAGCUAGGCCAAUUCGAGAAAGCAGUUGAAGAUUGUAAUGUAGCCCUUAUAGUCCAGCCUAGUUAUAGCAAGGCAAGGUUGAGAAGAGCAGAUUGCAAUGCCAAGUUGGAACGAUGGGAAGCUGCAAUUCAAGACUAUGAAAUGCUAAUAAGAGAAAAGCCAGGGGAUGAGGAGGUAGCCAGGGCUCUGUUUGAGACACAGCUACAAAUGAAGAUGCUGCGCGGUGAAGAUAUUAAGGAUUUGAAAUUUGGUUCAAAUUUGGUUUUCAUCUCUAGCAAUGACCGGUUUAGACAUUAUGUAACCUCACCUGGAAUGUCUGUGGUGCUCUUUUGCAACAAGGCAACCCAGAAACAAGUAUUGCUGGUGUUGGAACAAACCUGCAAGAGAUUCCCAUCAGUUAAUUUCCUCAAGGUGGAGAUUGAAGACCAUCCUUACUUGGCAAAAUCAGAAGGUGUGAACUCUGUCCCAUCCUUCAAAAUAUACAAGAACGGAUCAAGGGUUAAAGAAAUUCCAGGCAACCACCACCAAUUACUAGAAAGUUCAGUUAAAUUGUACAGCAGCUGAAGAUAAUCACGCCUCUUAAAAUUACCAAAUACACACAAGGAAAUGAGGAACAGAAACCAAUCUAAUUAUAUCUGGCUUUAUAGAAAUGGCUUACCUUGUUACAAGGCAAAAAAAAAAAACCAAAGAAGAAGCAUAGGAAAAAGGAAAUUUUUUGUGUUAGCAGUUGAUUCUUUUAAUCCUUUAGUUGUUUGAGCAAUAUUUAAUUCUUCAUACCCCAUGUUUCUUGCAAUGUAUAUUGGUUUGGGAAACCUACACAACUUCAAUUUUGGUUUUUUGUUUUCUUUUUCCGGUUGAUCAUUUUGUAUAUUCUUUACAGGAGUGGAUUUCAAUAGGGUUGUGAUUGUAAAUUAUUUGAGCAGUUUGGUGAAAGGAACACAAUUGCUGUAUAUUACAGAAACAUUGUGGAAUAUAUUAAGUUAUUAACUUUUGUUCGAAA